CUUGGUCGCCAUUAUUUUCGCUCUGUGGAUACAAUCUAUGAAUAUAUUUUACUCGUGGGGCGAUUUUAGCGCUUGUCUCUUCUUUAUCUCCAAUAUUCUAUCGUCAAUUAUGCCCUUAUUGAAGAUAAUCAUUCUAUUUAGUCACAGAGAGGAUUUUUUCCGUUUGAUCCUGUACAUGAAAAGGAAUUUUCUGGAAUUACAAAAUUACGACGACUACGAGAGGAAGAUCGUGAUCAGUUGCAAGCGGAAAUGCACCUUCUUCAUUUGUUUCUUUACGUUUCUUACAAUGGCGACUGUUGCUUCUUACAUAUUCAGUCCAAUUAUCGAAAAUAUUGGAAAAAACGAAUCAGACAGAAUGCUUCCAUUCAACAUGUGGGUUAACUUACCACUAAAUAUAACUCCAUAUUUUGAAAUUACGUACGCUUUACAGGCAUUAUCCUUAUAUCACAUUGGGGUGAGUUACUUCUGUUUCGACAAUUUUUUGUGCAUUAUGAAUUUACACGUGGCUGGACAAUUUCAAGUGUUGCAACAUAGAAUUUCCAACAUAAUAGAUUCGAUCGAUAAUGAGAAAGAAGAGAAAAGGGAGAAAUUAAUUGUGGACUCGUCCUACUUUGCAAAGCAAGUUUUGAUGUUCAGCUUACUAAUUUGCCUCGAUGGAUAUCAAAUACUUAUGGCAGAUGGAGAUAUCAAAACACGUUUAAUCUUCAGCUUCCAUAUAUUAGGAUCUCUAUGCCAAUUACUGAUGUUCAGCUACAGCUGUGACUGUAUCAUACGAAAAAGUGUGAAUAUAGCAACAGCAGCAUACGGUGGACCCUGGCCGUUGUUAUCAAUGACCACGAGUGGAAGGAUGAUACGAAAAGAUUUGAUUCUAGUCAUCAUGAGAUCCAGCAUACCUUGUUGCUUAACUGGAAAAGGAUUCUUCAUUGUGUCUCUCGAAACGUAUACCAGUGUUCUAAGUACAGCAGCAUCAUAUUUCACGUUGUUGAAACAGCGCACAGAAGUCACUUCGUAAUACGUGUCAUUUGUAUUGCGUAAUAUAAAUAGUAUAACGUAGUGUAGAUAGUAUUUCUAUCUUAAUUUAAUUCUUUCUGUUUCUGUGAUUAAUACAAAGAGAGAAAUAGUUUUUUAGUAAUAUAUAUAUAUAUAUAUUUGUUAUCGACACACCAUUCAUUUUUGAAAAAUAUA
This is a messenger RNA of Apis laboriosa (Himalayan honeybee), 1185 nucleotides long. Its product is annotated as odorant receptor 13a-like. Gene Ontology annotation, molecular function: odorant binding; olfactory receptor activity. Gene Ontology annotation, biological process: detection of chemical stimulus involved in sensory perception of smell; sensory perception of smell. The record is from RefSeq and is a predicted model, not a curated record. The transcript is spliced from 7 exons. Bases 38 to 1012 code for a protein of 324 amino acids. Gene Ontology annotation, cellular component: plasma membrane. Lineage: Eukaryota; Metazoa; Arthropoda; Insecta; Hymenoptera; Apidae.